This is a messenger RNA of Passer montanus (Eurasian tree sparrow), 2944 nucleotides long. It is a transcript of the gene DEPDC1B, whose product is annotated as DEP domain containing 1B. NCBI's taxonomy places the organism in Eukaryota, Metazoa, Chordata, Aves, Passeriformes, Passeridae. Bases 13 to 1611 code for a protein of 532 amino acids. The record is from RefSeq and is a predicted model, not a curated record. The transcript has 11 exons. Gene Ontology annotation, biological process: intracellular signal transduction; positive regulation of Wnt signaling pathway.
GCGGCGGCGCCCAUGGAGCCGCGGCUGGUGGGGCCCGGGCCGUACCGCGCCACCCGCCUGUGGAACGAGAUAAUCGAGCUCUUCCGUGCUGGGAUGCCCGUGCGGAAGCAUCGCUGUCGUUUCAAGAGCUACGAGCGAUGCUUCAAGGCCUCGGAGGCAGUGGAAUGUUUGCAUGAGCUACUUGGCUCUAACCAAAACUUCGGCCCAGAAGUGACACGCGAUCAAACGGUUAAGCUGCUCAAAAAAUUCCUUAAAAAUCAUGUAAUCGAAGAUAUUAAAGGAAGGUGGGGCAAAGAGGACUUUGAAGACAAUGGCCAUUUAUAUCGAUUUCCUCCUUCCUCACCACUGAAGUCAUAUCCAAAGAAACCUUCAUGUGGAAAGGAAGUAAUUAAAUUUCCAGACUGGAGUGAACCAAGGGCUGGCCCUUCUCAAGAACACAUUCCAGUGAAAUCCGUCGCAAUGAACUCUGAGAUGUGGUACAAGCGACACAGCAUAGCUAUCGGGGAAGUACCGGCAUGCAAACUUGUGUUCCGCAGAGAGCUAACACAAACAAAUAUAGAAGAGAUAUGGAAAUCCAUGACUUUAUCACGAUUACAAAAGGUGUUGGGUUUGGAUUCUCUGGAUGAAGUGUUAGACACAAAACUUGUGAAUUCGAAACAUAUAGUUCAAAAUGUAUAUAAUGUCAAUAAGCAAGGCAUUGUCACUUUAGAGGACAAAUCAAAGGAACUACCUCAUUGGAUAUUAUCUGCAAUGAAAUGUCUAGUAAAUUGGCCCAGCUGUUCAGAUCUGAAGCAGCCUACAUACUCAGGCUUUGAAAGAGAUGUCUUCAAAACUAUAGUGGACUACUUUGGCCAGAUGAAGGAACCUCUUCUCACAUAUAAUUUUUUUGAUAUUUUUGUUAGUGUGUUAGGACUGCUGCAAAAACCCAAAAAACCUGGCAAGGCUGUAGAAGCUCUUCAGAUAUCUUGUCUCCUGCUGCCACCAGAAAAUAGGAAAAGACUACAGCUGUUGGUGAGAAUGAUGGCAAGAAUUAGUCUAAACCAGGAUUUGCCACGUCUUUCUGAAUCAGUGAGGACCAGAACUUUGAUGGUUCAGGCGUUUUCCCGUUGUAUUCUCUGCUCAAAGGAUGAAAUAGACUUGGAUGAACUUCUUGCUGCUAAACUAGUAUCUUUUCUCAUGGAUAAUUAUCAAGAGAUCUUAAGUGUUCCUUCUGCUUUAAAAUCUUCCAUUGAGGAUCAUGUUGCACAUCUCCAGAGAGUCCAAAUAAAAUAUGCUGGGGCUGAUAGUGAUGCAACACUUCCUCCUCCAUCAUUUUGUCACCAAAUCACUACAGGUGAAUUUGAAUACCAAAGGGCAACUGGCUCUCAAGAACCACUGGCAGCUUUGUUGGAAGAAAUUGUAAUGAAUAAAGAAAUAUCUGUGAAAGAUAAAAAGAAGAAGCUCAAGCAAUUUCAGAAAUCUUACCCUGAAGUGUACAGAGUACGAUUUCCUAGUCCUGAAACCGAAGCGAUGCUAUUUCCUGAAAAAACUAAACAGAAACCACCAAUACUGAUGUGGGCCUUAAAAAAGCCUUUUCAACCAUUUCACAGAACCAGAAGCUUUCGGAUGUAAAUGGUUUGAAAUAUAUCCGCAAACAAACAGAGACACAGUGUACUGUCAAUGGAUCUCAUGCAAAAGGAGCCUGAGCACCACGUGGUUACUCAAAAAAGCUACUGGGGAUACUGCUAAGAUCAUAGAAAAUGUUUAAAGAAGAGGAGAGUAUUGAGGUUGUAGUAAUGUGAACCGUUAUCAGUAUUUUUGUAAAGCAUUAUUUUUUAAAAUGUCUGUUACUUUAAAACAAGCAACAAAAAACUAACAAAAAAACCUAAACAAACAAACCCACCACACACUCAAGGGGAUUAUUCUAUAUAUGGGUGAUAAUGUACACCUGCUGUGGUUUGGUUUGACUAUCAUUUUAAGGCCUAAAUGUAAUUGUAUGUAAUGUAUUCUUUGUAACUAGUCAACAGCUUUUUUUCCUCCCUGAAAAUGAGUGUCUUGCAUAAACUAGGCUGUAUUUGUGCACAUAUACUGUGAGGAAUUAACUUACUGUACAUGCUUGAGUAAGUAUGAAACACUGGAUUUUGCUUUGCUUUUGGUGAGAGAAUAACAUUAAAACUUAAUGAUGCAACCAAUCAGCUGUUUGCACCCCUCAGCCACAGAGGAAGGGGAGUUUUUUUGGGUAUGUGUUUAUGCAACUUCUAGGUCUGCCCAGGUGCAGAGAGGAUGAGCACCCAUCACCAGAGGAUGACCAGGACAAACCCACUUUGUGUAGCAGCAAGCUGGGAUUUGAGACAGAUAAGGGAAAACACUUCCAAGAACCAGAUCCUGCAAUGGGGGAUGCUGUUUUUAAUCAUGCCCAUUUCCUCCCUUACACAACUGGCUCAGGUAGAAGAUUCUCUCCCAUCCUGACAGAGAUUCAGGGCCUGAGGGUAUUUAUCCCUUCUGUUAAGGCAGAACUGGCUCAACUAAGCUGGCAUGACAAACACGGGUCUUGUCUUUGGCUCCUGACUUACUUCUCGGGCCCGCCACCAGAGGACUGCACAUGAUCCACAGUGUUACAAGAGACAUUGUAAAACUCCUUCCUGAGGAGAAGUAUCUGGGCAUUCUCACCGGAACCUAUUAAAGCCAUUGGACUUUGGGUUUCAGGGAUUUCCACUGGCCCUGAUGGGUUGAAAAUGUAACUUCAAGCACUGGACAUUAAAUUGCAACAAUCAGGUCUCAUGGGGUGGUGAUGUCUUUCCUCUUCACUAUCUGUUCUUAUACUUUCUUUUUAUUUUCCUUGUAUAUUUUCUCAGGUGUAAUCAUUUUACUUUUAUUUUACUCUAUUUCUAUAGAUAAUAACUAAGUCUGCUACAUACUUCCUUUCCAUUUUAACCAAAUUAUUCCAAAAUCAUCCAUCUAUCUA